Messenger RNA from Racocetra persica, 315 nucleotides. NCBI's taxonomy places the organism in Eukaryota, Fungi, Glomeromycota, Glomeromycetes, Diversisporales, Gigasporaceae. The record is from the annotation of a GenBank genome assembly.
GAACGCAAAAUGGGUGAUAACGACCGCAUUAAUAUUGAUCUUAACUGUUACUUUUCGAUUAGUGGUUAUCAACAUUAUACUCGUACAUUUAAUGUUUUUAAUGGAGAUAAAGUUAAAAAAAGUUUAAUACCUCAAGUUCGGGCUGGCCUACCAGAUGGAUUAACUAAUGCUAAUUUUCGGCUUCGUAGAUAUUUUCCUACUGUUGGGGACUACUUCGCAAUUAUGAAUCCGGAUAGUAAUAUCUAUGACCAUUUCUCUACAAAUCCUAAUCAAGAUGUUGUUCAUAUCAUCGUAGAAUUGUUACCCUCCCGUUAG